Molecule: messenger RNA, 2145 nt
Organism: Paramormyrops kingsleyae
Lineage: Eukaryota; Metazoa; Chordata; Actinopteri; Osteoglossiformes; Mormyridae
Gene: heyl
Product: hes related family bHLH transcription factor with YRPW motif like
Biological process (GO): regulation of DNA-templated transcription
Molecular function (GO): DNA binding; protein dimerization activity
Source: RefSeq, a predicted model, not a curated record
AGAGAGAGAGAGAGAGAGAGAGAAUGACAAGGACAGACUGACACAUGCUGGGGGAGGAAAAACAGAGAGGGAGAGAGAGAGAGAGAAAGAAAGAGAGAGAGGGUGGGCACUGGCAUAGAGGGUUGCCCAGUUUCCAACGAUCUUUGCUGGAAGGACAAGCGAGCCAGACGCCUGCGUGCCUCUCCUCCCGCUCUGACGAGCCCUCCAGCCCUGCAGGUCGAGUGCCCCUGACCCCCCUCCCCGGCUGCACGCCGCAGGUCAUCCCCAUCGACGCCAGUGCCUGGUCCACACCAAACCAUGAAGAGACCCUGUGACUACAGCUCCCCGGACACGGACGGCGAGGAGCUCAUCGACGUCGGCCAGGAGGACGCGUUCUGCCCUGUCACCGGCUCCAUCUCCCCAGGCAGCACCUCGCAGAUCCUCGCCCGCAAGAAGCGCAGAGGGAUCAUCGAGAAGAGACGGCGAGACAGGAUUAACCACAGCCUGUCAGAGCUCAGGCGUCUGGUCCCCAGCGCCUUCGAGAAGCAGGGCUCCUCCAAGCUGGAGAAGGCCGAGAUCCUCCAGAUGACAGUGGACCACCUCAAACUGCUGCAUGCCAUGGGGGGAAAGGGGUACUUCGAUGCCCGUUCGCUGGCUGUGGACUACAGGACGCUGGGCUUCCGGGAGUGCGUGGGGGAGGUGGUGCGGUACCUCAGCUCGCUGGAGGGCAUGGAGGCCCCCGACCCCAUCGGGGCCCGGCUGGUGUCCCACCUGAGCCACUGCGCCACCGAGCUGGAUCCCCUGCUCCAGAGUCCGGCUGGUCUGCCGUUCGGCCCCUGGCCCUGGGCCGCCUUUCCGGGCUCGGCGGCCCCCGCUGCAGCGGCGAGGCCUUUCGCCGGACCCCCACCCCGCCGGGAACUGCCAGCCCACACUGCAACUCUUCUGGGCAGCUACCCCACACACAGCCUGCGCGCUUCUGCCAUCGGCAGCCUGCCGGCCGCCCCCCCCACCACCAUGCUGGGCCCUGCCUUGGCCACCGUGCACAGGGUACCCCCGCUCCCCUCCCCCACCCACAGACUGUCGCAGCCCUCCCCGGAGUCCCGCGGCACCCCGCCCCUCCUGGCUUCCCCACCUCAGCUGUCCUUCAGGCCGUUCGCCCCUCUGGGCUCCGCCUCCGGGCAGCGGCGGUUGGGCACCGGCACCAGCAAGGCCUCGCCGCACUGGGGCACGGAGAUUGGGGCCUUCUGAUCCGCUCGCCCCCCGGCUUGAGCAGGAGACGAGAGCGGCUUCAAGACCUCCGUCCACAACCACUAUCCCCCUAAACCUCCACCCCUCUCAGUGAACUGAAGAUAUAUGCAUUUCACCAUGGGAUCCAGUGACUCUCCAAACGGUCGUUUACCUUACAUCCUAGUUGCCUACAUAAUGCUUAUCCAAAACAAUUUCUUUACCCAUAUAUGCAGCUGGACAAUUUACCGAAGCAUUUCAGGUUAUGUACCUGGCUCAGGGGUGCAACAGCAAGAGGAACGGCGACAUUCAGGUUACGAGCGUUUGGCUUAAACCUCUACAUGCUGCACGUUAAAGGAGCCUCGGUGGGGCACCGCUGGGAUUUGACCCCAGAACCUCCUGUUCGACAGCGCAGUUGUAUAGCGGCCCAGCACACGGAUAUGAAAUAUUCAGCUCAUCGGCCCUCCAUGUGCAGCCUUCAAGGCAGGAUCAAGAGAUCCGGGCCGCAGGGUGAUGGACAAGAGGUUCCAGAUGAUGAGAGGAAACUGGAACAAGGUUGAAAACACACAGGAUAGUUUGUCCUGACUCACCCCUUCUUAAGGAUUAAAGGACCCCUCCCCCCGCAAUAAGCAGUCCGGGUGGGUGGAAAAACUCAGAACUUGCCUCAUCCAAGCUCUCACACCCAAAUAUCUCAGAGUAAUAUUUUAGACAAGAACCGCAGCGAAAUUUGGUGUGUCUGUCUUUGGUUUUUCUCCCUGUUUGUUUGUUUGUUUGAUGAUGGAUUGUUUUGGUAAUGCCUUUUCUUCCUUGUAAUUCUGCUUCAGCGUUUAAACACAUUUUAUAAUGUUGAAUGAUCCUUUUAUAUUUGGCGCCUGUUAAGAGGCUUUAUGUUGUGGGCUUCUUGGAUGAUAUUAAAAGGAAUGCCUGAGAAGACGAGACGGA